Molecule: messenger RNA, 4625 nt
Organism: Mangifera indica (mango)
Lineage: Eukaryota; Viridiplantae; Streptophyta; Magnoliopsida; Sapindales; Anacardiaceae
Product: disease resistance protein RPV1-like
Exons: 6
Coding region: 97-3345 (1082 amino acids)
Biological process (GO): signal transduction; defense response
Molecular function (GO): ADP binding
Source: RefSeq, a predicted model, not a curated record
UUUCCUGAGAAAAAGCAAAGAAAUUGAACCCAGGAAAAAAAUAUACAACUUGUAACUCUGUGAGAAGAAAUAGUCUUGUUGCUUCAAUUAACUGCGAUGGCUUCGUCUUCUUCUUCUUCUCAAGUGAAGUAUGAUGUUUUCCUCAGUUUCAGAGGUGAGGACACUCGAGACAAUUUUACCAGCCACCUCAAAGACGCGUUGUGUGGGAGAAAGAUUGUUACUUUCAUCGAUGAUCAACUUGUAAGAGGAGAUGAGAUAUCACCAUCUCUUUUGAAUGCGAUUAGUGGAUCAAAGAUUUCAAUCAUCAUAUUCUCGAAAGGUUAUGCUUCUUCUACAUGGUGCCUCCAAGAACUUGUAGAGAUCCUCAAUUGCAGGAGAAUGUACGGUCAGAUUGUGAUUCCAGUGUUCUAUCAUGUAGAUCCAUCAGAUGUAAGGAAGCAAACAGGGACUUAUGGAGAUGCAUUUGACCAGUAUGAAGUAAAAUAUAUGGAGGAAAAAGAGAUGUUGCAGAGAUGGAGGAAUGCUUUGACGGAAGCAGCCAAUCUAUCUGGCGUUGUUUCAAAUUCCAUCAGGCCUGAAUCGGAACUUGUUGACACAAUUACUGAAUGUAUUUUGGAGGGUUUGGAUGAUAAGUCUUAUAGCCAUAAUAAGAACUUGGUUGGAGUAGCAGUGAAGAUCCGGAAAAUUAAAUCUUUAUUGUCUGAUCAGUCAAGUAAAGUAUGCAAGUUAGGACUUUGGGGUAUGGGUGGCAUAGGCAAGACGACUCUUGCUGAAGCAGUCUUCAAUGAAAUCUCAAGUCAAUUUGAAGCUUCGUAUUUUGCUCGAAAUGUUAGGGAAGCAUCAAAUAUAAAUCAACUGCGUCGUUUGCAAAAAGAAUUUCUUUAUGCAAUAUUAGGGGAUAGACACCUUGAUAUAAGAAACACAUCCACAAAAAAAAGGCUUGGACGUAAAAGAGUUCUUACUGUUUUUGAUGAUGUGGCAGAUUCGAAACAAAUAAAAGAAUUAAUUGAAGAUCUUGAAGACUUGGGUUUUGGAAGUCAAAUCAUUAUAACCACAAGGGAUAAACAAGUGCUAACAAUUUGUGGAUUGGAUGAUUCUACCAUAUAUAAGGUCGAAGGAUUAGGUAGUAAAGAAUCUCUUAGACUUUUUAAACAACAUGCCUUCAAACAAAACCAUCGAAUUGAUGCAGUUUGCUUGAUGCUUUCAGAAAAAGUUAUAAGUUAUACAGAAGGUUUGCCUUUAGCUCUUGAAGUUUUAGGUAGCCAUCUCCUUGGUAGAGGAAAACUUGAAUGGUAUAGUGCACUUGAAGAUUUACAAAAAUCUCCGGAUGAGGUUAUCCAAAAGGUGCUUAAGAUGAGUUAUGAUGAAUUAUCUGAUGAAGAGAAGACUUUAUUUUUAAAUAUUGCAUGCUUCUUUAAAGGAUGUGAUAAAUAUCAAGUUGGUAAAUUUACUUCACAUAAUCGAAUACGUGUUCUUGUUGAUAAAGCUCUUAUAUCUAUUCUAUUUACCACAAUAGAAAUGCAUGAUUUGAUUCAAGAGAUGGGUCGAGAAAUUGUCCGACAAGAGUCAAUCACUAAACUUGGCCAACGCAGUCGAUUGUGGCAUCAUGAAGAUGUAGAUCGAGUAUUGGAAAAAAAUAUGGGAACUGACAAAGUGAGAGGUAUGCUCUUUGAAAUGGCUGAAAUGAGAAAGAUCCACUUAAAUCCUCAUACUUUCUCAGAGAUGGCUAAUCUAAGACUCCUUAUAGUAAAAAACUUAUAUUGGAGAUGCAAUAAUGAAGUUCAUGGUUUUGACAGCAUUGAAUUUGAUUUCUCAGAGUUAGAAUGCCUCUGUUGGGAUUAUUAUCCCUUCCCAUCGUUGCCUUUGAAAUUUGAUCUUGAUAACCUUGUUGUACUUAAGAUGCAAAACAAUAAUCUUAAACAACUAUGGACGGGCAUCAAGAAUCUUGCUUGUUUAAAAUACAUUGACCUAAGUCACUCAAGACAUCUACUUGAAGUCCCAGACCUUUCAAAGGCUUCAAAUCUAGAGCGGUUGAUUCUAAGAGAUUGCACAAGCCUUGUCAAUCUUCCAAUUGGCAUUCAAUCAAGGUCUUUAAGAGAUGUUUUUCUCUUUGGCUGCUCUAAUCUCAACACUGCUCCAAGGGUAUCAGGUAAUAUGGAAAGAUUGUGUUUGGAUGGAACUGCAAUAAAAACCUUAUCGUUUUCCAUAGAAAGCCCUUCCAGACUAGUUGAACUGAAUCUUAAGAACUGCUUAAGCCUUGAAAGUCUUCCAAACAGCCUUUGUAAUUUGACGUCUCUUCAAAAGCUUGAUCUCUCUGGUUUGUCUAAUCUAAAGAUGGUUCCAGAGUUCCCACCUGAGAUCCAAGAGUUGUAUUUAGAUGGAACUGCGGUGAAAGAAUUGUUUUCAUCGAUUGGGAAAGUAUCAUCUCUGAGAAGAUUAAGUCUUAGAAAUUGUUCAAGCCUUGAAAGUCUUCCAAGUAGCCUUUGUAAUUCUAAUCUAAAGAUGGUUCCAGAGUUCCCACCUGAGAUCCUAGAGUUGUAUUUAGAUGGAACUGCAGUAAAAGAAUUGUCUUCAUCAAUUGGGAAAAUAUCAUCUCUGAUAAGAUUAAGUCUUAGAAAUUGUUCAAGCCUUGAAAGUCUUCCAAGCAGCCUUUGUAAUUUGACAUCUCUUCAACAGCUUGAUCUCUCUGGUUCGUCAAAUCUAAAGAUGGUUCCAGAGUUUCCACCUGAGAUCCUAGAGUUGUAUUUAGAUGGAAUUGCAGUAAAAGAAUUGUCUUCAUCGUUUGGGAAAGUAUCAUCUCUGAUAAGAUUAAGUCUUAGAAAUUGUUCAAGCCUUGAAAGUCUUCCAAACACCAUUCAUAAGCUGAAAUCUCUGAAAUAUCUUUGUAUGUCGGGUUGUUCAAAACUUGAAAGAUUGCCUGAUGACUUGGGAAAGUUAGAGAGGUUGGAAGCAAUUGAAGCUAGUGGAAUUACUGUUAAAGAGCUGCCUUCAGUUAUCGCUGUUCUAUCAGCUUUGCAAUUUUUAAAGAGAUUAGAGUUGAAUUACUGCAGUAUUACAGAGUUACCCAAUAAUAUUGACAAUCUGCCCUUACUCGUAGAUCUAGAAUUGGAAGGAAACAAUUUUGAGAGCAUCCCAACAAACAUCAUGAACCUUUCCAAGUUACAAAGCCUUAACAUAAGGUUUUGUGAUAGGCUUCAAUCCUUACCAAAGCUUCCACGCAAUAUAAAAGAACUUCUAGCAGAUGGUUGCAAAUUGCUGAAAGAAUUAUCAGGUUUUACAAAUCUAAUAACUCCAGGACCUGAUAGAAGGUCACUGAGCUUGUUCAAUUGUGUCAGUUUGGAUUAGGACGCAAUCAAAAACAUUUUGAGUGAUUCUAUAUUGGAUGCGUACUCAAGUAAAAUUAACCAUUUCGCAUAUGAGGUAACUCCCCAGCGAGAAGUUGAAAUUUGUUACACUGGAAGUGACAUUCCGGAAUGGUUUAACAUUCAAAGUAGUGGAUCAGUUAUUAAGUUACCACAAGUUUCAUUCAAUGAGAAGGUUCUGGGUCUUGCCUUUUGUUUCAUUGUUGAAGUUGAAGAUAAUUGUGAUGAGUGUAAUUUCUUUGGUGUUGGUUCUACGUUGCAACUGAGUCACCCUGAUGUGGACAGAAUGUCUAGUGAACAGACGUAUCUUUUGACCAAGUGUAUUAAGUCAGAUCAUGUAUUAGUAACAUAUGACCACAUUAUAUGGGACGUAUUUGGGACAAAAGAUUUUAAAUUCGCUUGUGAUAUGAAAGUCGUUAUCUGUUUCCGUCCCUUAGAUAGUUUAGAAUUUACAGAGACAAAUUGGAUAAAAAAUAUAAAGAAGUGUGGGGUUCGUUUAUUGUUCACUGAAGAGUUGGAGGAAACUAUGAAAAGAUCAGGAUGUUCCAUCCAUGGUGCAGAAGAUGGAUUUAAAUCUUCAAAUUUCUAUAAAGGCGAAUCCAGCUCAAGGUAUGUAAUUACAUAACUUAUAUAUAUACGCCUUCUUAACUGUAUAUAAUUACGUAAUGCUUUCUCUAUGUCUAUACUAUUUUCAUGCUUAUGACUGAUUUCUGAAUGGUUUUCUUCUGGUCUGUGUUAUCAUUUCUAUAUAUGUUCAUAUACUUUGGAAUUCUCAGAAUUCAAAUUUGUAAUUUAUGAUUAGUGUUAUUAUUAGUAGAAUCAUGAACUCAAUCUUUAAAGAAUAUAUAUUUUUGGUCUCUUUCACCAACCAUAUUGUCGCAACUCAAAAGACAAUUGGGGCCUUCCAUGGUCAGCCAACCUCUACCGGACUGCAUGACUGAAAAAGGGGAAUUGGAGCUUCUGCCGAGGGAAGUUCUCAAGCACAGGUAUACCGACAAUGGUGAGCUGGAGGUUUUUGUUGCCUGGAAAAAUUCACCAGAAUUUGAGAAUCAUGAAAGCAAUACACUGUCUUCAAACAAGCUUUCCCACAAUUCCACCUUGAGGACAAGGUGCCUCUCGAUGGGAGGGGAAAUGUUAGGUCUAGAAUUUAUGUAUCACACAAGAGGAAGAGAGCCCAAAUGAAGGGUACAUGAUACGAACCUUAGGAGAACCACACCUCAAAAGCUAGCUAUUGAGAUGGGAGAGCCCAAGGCCAUAUAAACC